Platichthys flesus (European flounder) is the source of this 1207-nucleotide messenger RNA. RefSeq lists its product as uncharacterized. Gene Ontology annotation, cellular component: extracellular region. NCBI's taxonomy places the organism in Eukaryota, Metazoa, Chordata, Actinopteri, Pleuronectiformes, Pleuronectidae. Gene Ontology annotation, molecular function: CCR chemokine receptor binding; chemokine activity. Gene Ontology annotation, biological process: lymphocyte chemotaxis; immune response; positive regulation of ERK1 and ERK2 cascade. The record is from RefSeq and is a predicted model, not a curated record. Bases 86 to 916 code for a protein of 276 amino acids. The transcript has 3 exons.
UGGGGUUUUAGUCAGGUUGUAAAUAUUUGCGCUGAGCGAUAUUCAUUCGGCCACUGAAGGACAAAGCCACGGUGCCAAUUUGAAGAUGAGACGGAUCGUGGUGUUGCCAAUUCUCAGCUUCAUCACAUGGAUGAGCUCGGCCCAUGCAAUGCAUGGACCCAUGUCCGACUGUUGUCCUGGUGUGUCCAACACCAGAGUCCCUGUAAGGAAAAUUAAGAAUUACACAAUUCAGUUGGAAGGUGUCUGUCCUGUCACAGCCAUAGUGUUCCAGACAGAGCUUGGAAGUAGAAUUUGCUCCGACCCCCAGAGCGACUGGGCAAAAAAAGCCAAGGUGAAGGUGGAUGAGGCCAAACGGUUGCUUGAGAUGGAACAGAAUAAAAAGGCAUCCACAAGUGACUUCGCAUCAACAGUCCCCAGUACAACAAAAAAAGUCACGGUGAAGGUGGAUGAGGAGGCCAAAGGGUCGCUUGAGAUGGAACAGAAUACACAGGCAUCCACCUCCGACCCCCAGAGCGACUGGGCAAAAAAAGUCACUGUGAAGGUGGAUGAGGCCAAACGGUUGCUUGAGAUGGAACAGAAUAAAGAGGCAUCCACAAGUGACUUUGCAUCAACAGUCCCCACUACCACAAAAAAAGUCACGGUGAAGGUGGAUGAGGAGGCCAAAGGGUCGCUUGAGAUAGAGCAGAAUACACAGGGAUCCGCCUCCGACCCCCAGAGCGAUUGGACAAAAAUAGUCACAGUGAAGAUGGAUGAGGCAAAGGGGUUUCUUGAGAUGCAACCGAAUACAGAGGCAUCCACAAGUGACUUCGCAUCAACAGUCCCCACUACAACAAAAGCACCAGUGAAGCAAGGCAGGAAAAGAAGGAGGCGGAGGUGGCGGCUGAAGUCCAGUGGGAGAAGGGGGAAAUGUUUCUGAUGGCGUCUUUCAAACCUGCUUGUAACAUUAACAGCAAAGAGAACUAAAAUCUAUUAUUAUCAUGAUUAAACAUACAGAAUAUAUAGUUGUGAUGUCAGGACUCUGGUCUCUAGUUGGAUUCCAGAUGCCAACCCCACACCGAUUUUACUGCAUUUCCUAGGUGUGUGGAUUAAUAAAGUUUUAUCUUAUCCUAUGUAAGUUUGUGUUGACUGUUCCUUAUGUAAACGUGUGCGUAUGCCCGUCAAAAUAUUUUUGACUGUCACUUCUCAAUAAAAUCUUUCUGAGCAAAUA